GGAGGUGAGCUCUUUACUGCAUCUUCCUUGUCUCUUCCGAGCCAACUGUAGUUCUAAGCCCUGACCUCCUUGUCCCCUACUUUUCACCUACUGCGCAGGCACUCUCCGGGUACUCCAGAUGCUGUGACUGGGAAAAACUGGAUUUGAGUAUACCAUAAUUGAAGAAAAAUGAUGGAAGAGAGUGGAAUAGAGACAACACCCCCUGGGACUCCUCCACCAAACCUCGCAGGCCUGGCCGCUGCCGCCAUGUCCUCCACGCCCCUGCCGCUAGCUGCAACCACUUCUGUUUCUUCUCCCAACGUGUCCUCCGUGGAGUCCUUGCCGCCACAGGCGUAUUCCACUCCUCAGCCGUCCCUCCCUCCUGGGGGACCCUUACCUUUUGCACCUCCCGCACCAGUUCCUUCUGUCGCACCCCUCGUGACGUCCGGAGCGCCUCCUGUUUCUCCACCGACCGCAGCUGCGCUCAGCAAUCCUCCAUUGUUACACUUCCCACCUUCGACUUCUGCCCCAAGUGUCCUUUUAUCUGCGCCACCUUCCGGUCCUCCUAUAUCAGGAUUUUCUGUCGGUUCAAAUUAUGACAUUACAAGGGGACACGCAGGAAGAGCUCCCCAGACACCUCUGAUGCCGUCGUUUUCUGCACCUUCGGGAGCAGGUAUUUUACCACCUCCCAUUACUCAGCAAGCUGGUUUGACAUCUCUGGCACAAGGGACUGGGACCACAUCUGCCAUUACGUUCCCCGAGGAGCAGGAAGAUCCUCGGAUUAGUAGAGGUCCAGAUGAAGCCUCCGCUGGUGGAAUCUGGGGCUUUAUUAGGGGUGUAGCUGGGAAUCCUAUGGUGAAAUCUGUGCUUGACAAGACAAAACAUUCAGUAGAAAGCAUGAUCACAACGCUGGACCCUGGCAUGGCUCCCUAUAUCAAAUCUGGAGGUGAAUUGGAUAUUGUAGUGACCUCAAAUAAAGAAGUAAAAGUCGCUGCCAUCCGAGAUGCCUUCCAGGAGGUCUUUGGUUUAGCUGUGGUUGUAGGCGAAGCUGGACAGUCCAAUAUAGCCCCACAGCCAGUGGGCUAUGCGGCUGGAUUAAAAGGUGCCCAGGAACGGAUAGAUAGCUUGCGUAGAACCGGAGUGAUUCAUGAAAAACAGACAGCUGUGUCGGUAGAAAACUUCAUUGCCGAAUUACUACCUGACAAAUGGUUUGACAUUGGCUGCUUGGUGGUUGAAGAUCCCGUCCAUGGCAUUCAUCUAGAAACAUUUACACAGGCCACACCAGUACCUUUGGAAUUUGUACAACAGGCUCAAAGUCUAACUCCCCAGGACUACAAUCUGAGGUGGUCAGGCCUUUUGGUGACGGUGGGCGAAGUCUUGGAAAAAAGUUUACUAAAUGUCAGCCGGACUGACUGGCACGUGGCCUUCACUGGCAUGUCACGCCGGCAGAUGAUCUACAGCGCAGCCAAGGCAAUCGCGGGCAUGUACAAACAGCGCCUGCCACCCAGGACCGCGUGAGGAAGGCUGGUCUAGGGCCCGGAGACAUCCGCUCACUUUUAGCUCAAUGUUAAAUAAGACAUUGUACCUUCUUAAAUUGAAUAGCUUUAGUGAAGCCAGCAAUUUUUAUAAUUUUCCCGUAGGCUGCAAUUUUUCUUUUUCUAGAAAGGCAUGAUGUCAUUCAACAGAUGAAAAGAAAUCCUUUUUGUAAUAAUCUUAUUUCAGAUAUCAUAGUUCUCAAAAAA
This is a messenger RNA of Otolemur garnettii (small-eared galago), 1721 nucleotides long. RefSeq names its product proline rich coiled-coil 1 (gene PRRC1). Bases 169 to 1497 code for a protein of 442 amino acids. Gene Ontology annotation, biological process: activation of protein kinase A activity. The record is from RefSeq and is a predicted model, not a curated record. Gene Ontology annotation, molecular function: protein kinase A regulatory subunit binding. Gene Ontology annotation, cellular component: cytoplasm. The transcript has 10 exons. NCBI's taxonomy places the organism in Eukaryota, Metazoa, Chordata, Mammalia, Primates, Galagidae.